GUUCGGGAUGACUGUUCUAUAAACUCCAAGUGCACUAAACACUCCCGAUGCGUUCGGGUAUGGUCAUUUUAUGCUAAAAGAGUAACUCCAUUUGCGUUCGGCUAGGACGCGUGGGAGUCAAAAGAGCUGACUCCGAAAGCACCACCUUUUCAAUAGCAAGCGCCAGAGCGGGCAUGCGCAGUGUUUUUGUUUUCGUGAUAUCUAACCCCAAACCGGCCAAAGGAAACCCCAUUUUUUUAUAUACGUUUUUCGACUACACUUGUCUAGUUUGGAUGUUUUGAAAUUUCGAACUAUUUGAACCAGAAGCGCUUAUUUUUGUAAUUAGCCAGGCUAUUGGAAAGUUUUUUAAACGCAUCGGAAGUAGCAAGAAUGGCCAUGGACAUAUCUGAACAAACCUAUGUGGUUGUAGUUGACGAAGAAGGAAGACCAAUAAUUACAGCAGAAAACAAUAUUUUACUCUGUGAUAAGGCUACCCAGGGACUUUCAUCAAUACCAUUUACCCAAGAAAACGAACCUUCAACUUCAAGUGCUGCUGAAACCCCAAUCACUGAAACCAAUGAAGAAAAUUCCAAGAUUUGGAACACAGAAAAUACAUUAUAUCUGAUCGACACGGUUCAAAAAUUUGACAAGCAAUUUUCAUCUGGAGUCAAAAAAAAUGUUUGGCUCAAAGUAGCAGAAUGCUGUAAGCAUCUGCACAAAACUUUAAAUGCAAAACAUUGUGAGACAAAGUGGAAAUCCCUAAUCCGCACUUAUAAAAAUAUUUUAUUGAGCAAUAAUACCUCUGGACAAAAAAAGAGGUAUUGGGAGUUCUUUGAUGUAAUGCAUGCUAUAAUGUUCAAGAAACCUGAAAUUACACCUGUUGCUACCUGUAGUAGCUUACGUGGACUACGUGUUCCCGAUCCUGAAGAGAAAAGCAAACAAAAUGAAAGUAAAAACCAAAUUAAUGUAGAGGAAAACAACGAAAUUGACAACAGCAAAAGUGAAAUUGAUGAGGAAAGUGGAAAAGAGAAUUUUGAAAGCGAAUUUUCAAAGAAACGAAAGCGAAAAAAUUCAGAAGUUGAAAAAAGACACAGAGACAAGAUGCAGAGAUUGGAUAGAUUUAAUGAAUUAUUUGAAAAAAUGAUUGAUAAGCUCCCUGAAAAAUAA
Ceutorhynchus assimilis (cabbage seed weevil) is the source of this 1146-nucleotide messenger RNA. Lineage: Eukaryota; Metazoa; Arthropoda; Insecta; Coleoptera; Curculionidae. The record is from the annotation of a GenBank genome assembly.